Cicer arietinum (chickpea) is the source of this 1534-nucleotide messenger RNA. Its product is annotated as probable pectate lyase P59. Lineage: Eukaryota; Viridiplantae; Streptophyta; Magnoliopsida; Fabales; Fabaceae. Gene Ontology annotation, molecular function: pectate lyase activity. The record is from RefSeq and is a predicted model, not a curated record.
AUAAAAGAAACAUAAGCAAAGAAGACAUACACAAAAGAAACUUUGAUGAAAUGGAAGCUAACAAGCUUAGAUUGCUCUGUUUUUGUGUAUUUUAUCUUGCUUUAUUCCCUACCCUUAGGGCUAGUAUAGCUCACGACGCCCAAUUUUGGCAAACACGAGCCCGUGAAGCUAAACAGGCUGCACAAAAAGCUUAUAAACCAAACCCUCAUGAUAUAGCUCUUACUUUCAAUAAGCAUGUCGACAAGAGUUUUAAAAGUUCCAAUGGAACAAGGAGGGGUUUGUCCAAAUACACUGGUCCAUGCUUAGCCACAAAUCCAAUUGAUAAAUGUUGGAGAUGUGAUCCAAAUUGGGAAAAGAAUCGCAAGAAGCUAGCAAAUUGUGCUCUUGGUUUUGGUCACGGCACAACAGGAGGCAAAAAUGGAAAAAUCUAUGUUGUCACCGAUUCAUCAGACCAUGAUCUUAUCAACCCAAAACCAGGAACAUUGCGACAUGCUGUCAUUCAAAACGAGCCAUUAUGGAUCAUUUUUAAACAUAGCAUGAAUAUCAAAUUGAGUUCAGAGCUUAUAUUCACCGAUAACAAGACGAUAGACGCACGUGGUGCAAAUGUUCAUAUUAGUAAUGGUGCUCAAAUGACAUUGCAAUAUGUGAAAAAUAUUAUCAUUCAUGGAUUACAUAUCCAUGAUAUCAAAAAAGGUGGUGGUGGCCUCAUUAGAGACUCCGUGAAUCACUAUGGUUAUCGUUCGAGUAGCGAUGGUGAUGCAAUUUCAUUGUUUGGAUCUAGUCAUGUUUGGAUAGAUCAUAUUUCACUAUGGAAUUGUGACGAUGGUUUGAUUGAUGUCGUAGAAGGAUCAACAGCUAUUACCAUUUCUAACUGCCAUAUGACACGUCAUAAUGAUGUUAUGUUAUUUGGAGCAAGUGAUGGAUAUUCAGGAGAUAAAGUGUUGCAAGUAACUGUGGCAUUCAACCAUUUUGGAAAAGGAUUGAUACAAAGGAUGCCAAGGUGUAGAUGGGGUUUCUUUCAUAUUGUUAACAAUGAUUACACUCAAUGGGUUAUGUAUGCCAUUGGUGGUAGCCAACAACCCACAAUCCUCAGUCAGGGUAAUCGAUUUAUUGCUCCAAAUAAUCCAAAUGCAAAAGAGGUGACAAAGAGGGACUAUGCAGCUGAAAGUGUAUGGAAGACAUGGAGUUGGACAUCAGAGAAUGACUUGAUGAGGAAUGGAGCCUUCUUUGUUCAAUCUGGAAAAAAGAGUGGAAAUUUUCCAAAGACAGAUAUCAAGGCAAAACCUGGGAGUUAUGCAGCAAGUCUUACACGCUUUUCAGGUGCUAUUAAAUGUGUAGUAAAUAAGCCAUGUUGACCUUAAUUAGUUCUUGUAAUUAUGUUCUGUUUAUCUUUUUCUUUAUUUUCCUUCAUUUACCUUCUAUCAUAAUUUGAAAGAUCGGAGACAAGAAUAGAGCAAUGAGAUGUAAAUAUACUAGUUAUACAACAUGUAAAUACACUAGUUCGUUUAAUGAUACAUUUAAUUAUAAUUUUUUA